Trypanosoma brucei brucei TREU927 is the source of this 2337-nucleotide messenger RNA. RefSeq lists its product as hypothetical. Bases 1 to 2337 code for a protein of 778 amino acids. The record is from RefSeq and is a predicted model, not a curated record. NCBI's taxonomy places the organism in Eukaryota, Euglenozoa, Kinetoplastea, Trypanosomatida, Trypanosomatidae. The transcript has a single exon.
AUGCACAUGUACAACCCUGUGGAGGGCUCUAAGAAGGAGAUUCAAUCCUCCUACGCUUCCAGCUCAGCUGAAGGCUCCAGGAAUGACGUCAACAAUAACAAUAACGGCAACAAUAAUAAAAGCAACAUUAUUGAUACAGAACCUGGGCACGACACAAGGCGAGUAGACAGCCAUCUGCUGCAGGAAAUAAAUGACAGUGGCUCGCGCUGUCCGCCAUUAGUCCGGCUGUUACGAACGAGGACUGUCACAACGAAGAAAAAUGGCAAGAGAACCACCGUUUCGCCUCCACCACAACCACAACAAGAUCAACUGCAGGAACAGGAGCAGGAGACGGCAGAAUCCACUCUCAACCUCGAUGAUGUAAUGCCCACCCCGAUAUUUGAUGGGGGCAGGGACUUGUGCUUUUCAGGAAUGAUGUUACCGAAAUUUACCGCUGCGAGGAGCAUUCGAAAGUGCCGUACAGGACGAACUCGCUCCUCCACAGUUGUUAAGAGGGUCGCGCCAAAACGAGUUGAGCGCUGCUACAGCGGCUGUAAAAUAAAUCAUGGUAGAAGCAACAGUGCUAUUUCCAUUCCAGCAUGCAGGAAGAAUAGCAACCGCUUGCAUCGUUGCGCUGUGGAGGUGGACCGACGGUAUCAGGAAUGCACGAAUGGAUGUGACUGCAACAGCGAAGCAGGGGAAAUAUAUCAUGAGGAGCGGAAGGAGAACUCGACUUGUUUGCGGUGCCACACAACCUCAUCCCGUCCCAACACAAGAAGAAAUAGCAACAGUGAAAUUCUGAGUCAAACGCCUCCCAAUACCAGCGCGAGCGGGGUAUCCAAAGAUAACUGCUGUACGAGUGUGAACGUUCUCAAUGACACAGGAGGCAGAUCAAGGAGAUUCACGAGUGAAUUGUACAGGGAAGCCUCUACAUUUGUACUGGUACCUCCAUCUACGGCUAAUCCUCACGGAACAGUGUCCUUCAGAGAGCAGCCGAUUACAUGCGCGUGUGCAUGUGCGUGUGACGGUCGCAGAGCCAAAGGAGAGUCCGCACGAGCAUCUGCGAAUACGAAGAAUGGAUUGGUGCCCGCUGCAACCAGAGACAAUGCUGAGGAUGAGAGAGAAUGUUCGAACGAUGAGCUUGAAGCGACGGGAUUAAUCUCAAUCUCCGAACUCACACUGGGCUCCACUGGGCGCUCCAUGACAGCGAUGAUGUUUGUUGGCGCGGAUCACUUACUUCCACAAAUGGGGUGUGAGUUGUUGUUGCCAUCACCAUCCACUUCCCUUUCGCCAGAGUACAUCAAUUCUCCCCCAAGAAGCAAAAGGUCGAAAGGACUCAAACGAGCAAAUCAGAUGAAAAAAGAGUUCAAGCAGCAACGUCGGCUGGACGAGCCCCCACGUGCAGAUAUGGAAAUGAGCUCUCCCUCUGUUUCGAUACUUAGGGGAAAUGAAAAUGACUCCCCUAGCCUAUCCUCAGCCGCGCUAUACGAGUGGAAUGGGUUGGGAAACGAUCAAGGAGCACUGGAUAUGCUUAGAGAUAGUCGAGAUAGCCUUCAACGUGCAUAUUCGGAGUUACAGGGAGGUGUGCUUUGCCUUACGGACUUCUCUCGAAUGGAUAAUCAGUCACUCGACAGUCGCAUGACACGUUUAACCGGCGCGCAAGCGUUUGGCCUGAAUGUAAAAGACAAACAUCCAACAGUGUGCCGCCCGCGUGUCGUACGAAGUCCCAUGAAUUUCACGAUCGUUUCAGAUGCCUUUGACCCACUUCAGCAUGUACAGGAACUUUCUGUGCUGGAUUAUGGCCGCAACGGUGAAAAUAUUUCACCGGUAGUUGAGCGACCCGACGCAGCAUUACCAUUUCCCCAUCCACUAACUCCAGCAUCUUCAUAUAUUGGUUCUAACGUUCCACCUGGCCGCAGCCCGAGUCUCUUCACACCAAAACGCCUCGCUAGUCACCACUUUCACGCCCUGAAGGGAUUAUACUCACCAGUGGAUGCCGCGGCCUCGCGUGAACGAAUAGAAAGUCACAGCAACAGCAUUAAUCAACGGUACAGCAAUCAACCCGCUCAAUGCAGUGCGAAUAACACGAAGGAGCAGCCACUGGAGUGGACGACAAGACGGGAGAAUUCCGAGGGCGUCUUGUCGCAGAACCCCGAUAAUGCUCCUCCGUUUUUCUCAGGGUUGAUGCUGAACUUUGCCCGCCUCAACAGUGAGGCCUCUUGCGCCAGUGCGGACACCAUUCAAUCGGCCUCAUCGAAUAAUGUAUCGAAUUUGUUUCUGAAGGUGUAUCAGGGAAUGGAAUGGGGGAAAUUACAGAUGCCGGCCUUUCAAUUAGACCAACAGAAUGGCGGUUCAUGA